Gymnodraco acuticeps is the source of this 5962-nucleotide messenger RNA. It is a transcript of the gene uggt2, whose product is annotated as UDP-glucose glycoprotein glucosyltransferase 2. The transcript has 41 exons. Gene Ontology annotation, molecular function: UDP-glucose:glycoprotein glucosyltransferase activity. The record is from RefSeq and is a predicted model, not a curated record. Gene Ontology annotation, cellular component: endoplasmic reticulum. The coding region runs from base 315 to 4913 and encodes 1532 amino acids. Lineage: Eukaryota; Metazoa; Chordata; Actinopteri; Perciformes; Bathydraconidae.
CGCUGUGCCAGAAUACAUUACAGCUUUACCGUCCGGUUUUUUAAUACUUUAGGCUGACUAUUAAUUAUUGUGCUCAUGCAAAUACGGUGACAACACGUAAGUUAAAAUAAUGAAACGAUUUGAUUUGUUUUCAUUUUCAUAAUUGUUUCUAACACGUAUCACGGUUAGCGCGAGCCACUACAAUACGCUGCUACCCCUGGCAAAUAAGUUAGCUAGCUGUGCUGUUCGCUGCCCCAAAUAAAUGAAGCUGGCUUUGUAUGGAAGAAAGUGGCCAGCAUCGCUAACGGGGUUCAUGUUACGUCUCUCCAGAGAAAAUGAGGAACGUUAUUGUGCUGUCCCUGCUGCUGCCGCUGCUGCUGAAUAUACAUCAUGUCACAUCGGCACCCAAAGGUGUCACUGCCAGUCUUAGAGCAAAGUGGAGCAUGACGCCUUUCCUGUUGGAAACAAGUGAGUUUAUUGCAGAAGAUGGGAAUGAGAAAUUCUGGCAGUUUGUUGACACAGUGAAAGAGCUCACCGUGUACAAGCAAGGAGAGUCUGUGCGGUCGUACUACAACUUGAUCAUUAAGAAGGCUGGCCAGUUCCUCACAGAUCUUCAAGUUAAUCUCCUCAAAUUCGCUAUGUCCCUACGGUCGUACUCACCAGCUGUUCAUGCAUCCCAGCAGAUAGCCAGUGAUGAGCCUCCGCCUGAGGCGUGCCCUGCCUUUGUCUCCAUUCAUGGUCAGCAUAGCUGCAGCACCAAGGACAUCAAGAAGCUCCUGAAGGCAGCUGCAGGCAGGCCCAUACCACAUUUAUACAAGAAUGACCACACAUAUCCAGGAGUCAAUACCACAGAAGUGCCAGUGGUUAUCCUCUACGCUGAGAUUGGAACCAAGAAGUUCACCUUGUUUCACAAGGUGCUGUCGGAGAGGGCUGCAGAGGGAACGCUCGUAUACGUGCUGCGGCAUUUCGUAGUGAAUCCAAAGCCUCAAAAGAUGCUUUUAUCUGGGUACGCUGUUGAGCUGGCUAUCAAAAGCACUGAAUACAAAGCUGUGGAUGACACCAAAGUAAAAGAUUCACUUGUAAACGCAGAGGAUGAUAAUACAGAUGAAGUCCAAGGGUUCGUCUUUGGAACGUUAAAGAAAUCUCACCCUGAACUCCAGGAGAAUCUUGUCGAGCUUCGAAAACAUCUCCUGGAGAGUACCAACGACAUGGUUCCUCUCAAAGUGUGGGAAAUGCAAGAUCUGAGUGUCCAGGCAGCUGCCAGAAUCCUGUCCGUGCCAAAGUACGAUGCUCUGAAGCUCAUGCGAGACCUCAGUCAGAACUUCCCAAGCAAAGCCAGAUCACUGACAAGAGUGGCCGUAAAGCAGGAAAUGAGAAAAGAAAUUGAGGAGAACCAAAAGCGUCUUGGUGAGACCGUUGGUGUUCACCCGGGAGACGGGGAGCUCUUCAUCAACGGACUGCACAUUGAUCUGGACGUUCAUAACCCUUUCAGCAUUUUAGACAUCCUCAGAGGAGAGGCCAGGGUCCUGGAGGGGCUUCAUAACCUGGGCAUUAAAGGAGAACAUCAGGGCAAGCUGCUGAGGUUACCUGUGAACGCUGUGGAUGACAGUUAUGCCUUAGAUAUCAGAGAUCCAGCUAUAAUGUGGAUAAACGACAUAGAGAACGACCCUCCCUACCACAGCUGGCCGCGAGGCGUUCAGGAGCUCCUCAGAGCCACUUUUCCAGGAGUCAUCCGGCAGAUCAGACGCAAUUUCUUCAACCUGGUGCUGUUCCUAGAUCCGGUACGGGAAGAAAGUGUUGAGCUGGUGAAACUAUCAGAGCUUUUCUACAAGCAUAAGAUCCCACUGAGAAUUGGAUUUGUGUUUGUCGUCAACACCGAGGAUGAGAUUGAUGGCGCCUCAGAUGCAGGGGUUGGAUUUUACAGACUGCUGAACUACAUCGCAGACGAGUAUGAUUUAUCCCAGGCUCUGAUAUCCAUGGUCUCAUUGUACAACAAAGUAGAUGUCGGGGAGACGCUGUCCGUUGACACAAUCUCUGAUUACCUCAAGAGAAAAUUCCCUAAAACCGACGCUGAAAGGAUUCUCAGUGUAGAAUCUGAGUAUGAUGACAAAAGAAAGGAGGGUGCCUUGUUCUACAAAAGGAGUGGCCUCGGUGCCCUACCGUUGGCUUUAUUUAAUGGAGUCCCCUUGAGCCCCGACGAGAUGGAUCCAGAGGAGCUGGAGACCAUUAUCCUGCAGCGCAUCAUGGACACCACCAACGCCUUCCAGAGAGCUGUCUUUAUGGGUCAGUUGACUGAGGGCUCAGAUGUGGUGGACUAUCUAAUGGAGCAGGCCAACGUGGUUCCCAGGAUGAACCCUCUUAUUCUAAGCACUGACCGGAAAUACCUCGACUUCACUGCCAAGCCAGUUGUCGAUGAAUGGGAGGACACCACUAUGUUUUCAUACUACGACUCCAGAGACAAAACGGCAGUGGUGGCCAAGAGAAUGAAGUACUUUACAAAUAACGAUGAGGACGGGAUGAGUGCUGUGACCAUGUGGAUAGUCGGAGAUUUUGAGGAGAUCUCAGGAAGAAAACUGUUAUUAAAUGCUCUAAAACAUAUGAAGGCCAGCCCUGGAGUGCGAGUGGGGGUGAUAGAUAACCCCAGCGCAAAGCCCAGCGAAGAUAACAGCGUGCUGUACCGGGCUAUCUGGGCCUCUCUCCUCACCCAGAAGAACAAGGCUGCUGCAGAGUUUGUGCAACAACUUGUGAAAGACGAGAGCAGCCAGCUCCUCCAACAGGGGUCCAAGAUAAAGGACCUACUGACGCAGGGCAUGGACGUCGAUGCCUUCGAGAAGAAGUUCAACACAUUGGAAGUGGAUUUUAUUCGUAGUCAGCAGCUGUUUUGUCGAGACGUCCUGAAGCUGAGCCCAGGACAGGGAGCAGUGAUCAGCAACGGCAGAAUCCUCGGUCCAUUUGGAGAGCAGGAAGAAUUCACUGUGGAGGACUUCCAGUUGCUGCAGAAGAUUACUCUGAGUGGUUCUGCAGAGAAAGUCAAAGACAAAGUGAAAGUGAUGGGGCUGAAGCCAAGCAGUACCGCCAGCGACUUAGUCAUGAAAGUCGAUGCCCUCCUUACUGCAGCCCCCAAAGGAGAAGUCAGGAGGGAUGUCCAAUUCAUCAAAGACAGUCACAGUGUGCUCCAUCUCUCCCCGCGUGAACACGAGGUCUUCUAUGAUGUUGUGGCUAUUGUUGACCCCCUCACUAGGGAGGCACAGAAGAUGUCCCCGCUACUGAUUGUGCUCAGUCAAGUGGUCAAUGUGAGACUGCAGGUGUUUAUGAAUUGCAGGGACAAGUUGUCCGAGAUGCCCCUCAAGAGCUUUUACCGCUUUGUCUUGGAGUCUGAUGUGAAUUUCUUGGCCAACGACACAGUGUCUCCAGGACCAGUUGCCCGCUUCCUGGAUCUCCCAGAAUCCCCCCUCCUCACUCUCAAUAUGAUAACACCGGAGAGCUGGAUGGUGCAGGCUGUCCGCAGUCCCUACGACUUGGACAACAUCCUCCUGCAGGAGGUGAGCGGGAUGGUGACAGCAGAGUACGAGCUGGAGCACCUCUUGCUGGAGGGCCACUGCUUUGACUUGUCGACCGGCCAGCCCCCCCGCGGACUGCAGUUCACCCUGGGCACGAGUCGAGACCCCAUCAUGUAUGACACUAUUGUCAUGGCUAACCUGGGAUAUUUCCAGCUGAAAGCCAGUCCUGGUGCCUGGACCCUGAGAUUACGUCAAGGGAGAUCAGAGGAUAUUUAUCAGGUUCUCAUGCACGAUGGAACGGAUUCCCCUGCAGAUGCUGGUGAUGUCCUUGUUGUGCUGAACAGUUUCCACAGUAAGAUCAUCAAAGUCCGAGUACAGAAAAAGGCAGAGAAGAUCAAUGAAGAUCUUUUGAGUGAAAACAGUGAAAGUAAAGGCAUAUGGGACUCCAUAGCAAGUGUUUGGAGCACUUUUGAAAAAAGCAUCACAGGUGGCGGCUCCAAGAAGGAUGAGGGCGAAAAGCACAAGGAGGACGUUCUCAACAUAUUUUCUGUGGCCUCGGGACAUCUGUACGAGCGCUUUUUGAGAAUAAUGAUGCUGUCCGUCCUUCGACACACAAAAACACCUGUUAAGUUCUGGUUCCUCAAGAAUUACCUCUCACCGUCUUUCAAGGAAACCAUCUCUGAAAUGGCCGAGUCUCUUGGCUUCCAGUAUGAACUGGUGCAGUACAAGUGGCCCCGUUGGCUCCACCAGCAGACUGAGAAGCAGCGCAUUAUCUGGGGAUACAAAAUCCUCUUCCUGGAUGUCCUGUUCCCGCUGGCUGUGGACAAGAUCAUCUUUGUGGACGCUGAUCAGAUAGUUCGGGCUGAUCUGAAGGAGCUGAGGGAUUUCGACCUGCAGGGAGCUCCUUAUGGCUACACUCCGUUCUGUGACAGUCGCAAAGAGAUGGAAGGUUAUCGCUUCUGGAAAACCGGCUACUGGGCCUCACAUCUAGGACACAGGAAAUACCACAUCAGCGCGCUGUACGUGGUAGAUUUGAAGAAGUUCCGGAAGAUUGCCGCUGGGGACAGAUUACGAGGCCAGUACCAGGCCCUGAGCCAGGACCCCAACAGUCUGUCCAACCUGGACCAGGACCUUCCUAACAACAUGAUCCACCAAGUGGCCAUCAAGUCUCUCCCUCAGGAGUGGCUGUGGUGUGAGACGUGGUGCGAUGAAACCUCCAAAGUCUCCGCUAAGACCAUCGACCUGUGCAAUAACCCGAGGACCAAGGAGCCCAAGCUAACGGCCGCAGCUAGGAUCGUGCCAGAGUGGGUAGAAUAUGACAACGAGAUAAAACAGCUGCUGAGGCGGGUUCAGGGACAGGAGGACACACCAGCGCCAAAACACACUCCCUCUGCCUCACAACAUGAAAAAGACAACCAGCGUGAUGAACUUUAGUGCCUGCCAGCCCCGUCCUGGAGAGGGGGGGGGGGGGGGGGGGGCAGAACCUUUUUGCACGCAGCCCACCUGUGAAGCUUGACAGACAAUUCCAUGUAAACAUAGCCAUGGAGCGUUGCAUCCCCAGCAGGAUGUGAUAUUUUCAGAUGCCAUAUCUGCUACUGCAGUCUUACAAAAUGAACACAUAUUGUAAGUGUUAACUGCCGACUGGGAACUUACGGGGUGCUUUCAUCACUCAAAUAAGUUAUUUGUUAGGAUGUGGUUGCCAUGGUAAAUGAAGUUAACUAAGAAGGAACUUGACAAGAAAUUCCAUAAGUGAAACAUUAUUUGUGAUCCUGCCCCACCCUUCCAUCACUUUUGAUUAAUACCUGGCAUGUACUGUUAUCAAUUAUGUAAUCAUGCUGUCAAACAGAUAAAUAAAUCAACAAGCCACAAUAUCCUCAUAGCGGGGGUAAUGAUGAGAGGUCAGUCAAAGCACACUCUCAGGCGUAUGUUUGAAAAUAAAAACAAUAUUGCACUGAUAAUGUAUGCAAGAAUCAGACAGAGAGGGCACAUUUCUAAGACCCUUUUUGUUCUGUUUUUCUAUCAUGGAAAACUGUUUCACAAAGUUUAUGCAUUUGCGUAUCAAUUUGCCAAAACCAAAGUGGUGAUAGACAUAAAGCCAGUCUGUUUUUAAAUGUCCUUUCUUACUGUUAAAACUGUUACAUUAGUACUUGGGACUGUUCUUUAUUAGUGGGUGUCACUCUUAUUCUUGGUCAAGAGUAGGGGGACUGUCUUUUGUUUACCUCAAAUCUUUUUUAGUUUAGCCUUCCCUUGCAAGAUUCCUUAUACAGGUUAGUGAGUUAAUACUUAUUGAUCAUCUAUAGUAAGUAUAAUAUCAUUGUUCCACUCUCCUGUCCAGUUGCUCCUUUAUUAUAAAUCAUAUCAGAAAUCUGAAACAAAAGUCCAAUAUGUCUGAAUAUAUUACUAUGAACGUUAGGGCUGCACGGUAUUGAAAAAAACUGACAUCGCGAUUUCCCCCCCCCCCCCCCGCGGUAUAUUGCGGGUUU